Messenger RNA from Hermetia illucens (black soldier fly), 2903 nucleotides. RefSeq lists its product as uncharacterized. Lineage: Eukaryota; Metazoa; Arthropoda; Insecta; Diptera; Stratiomyidae. The transcript has 2 exons. The record is from RefSeq and is a predicted model, not a curated record. Bases 89 to 1498 code for a protein of 469 amino acids.
UUGUUUACAUCUCGGGGCCAGCUGUUGUCGGUGUUGUUUGUCGGCUUUUUGAGGUUAGCCAGUUCGCAUCUUCGGUUAAGUGUUUGAGAUGGAGAUGGGCGACGACAAAGGAGAUCUAAAAGUAGCAGAAAAUGAUUGCAAAGAAGAGCAAACUGGUGCAAGGGACGGAGGAGGCCCUUCGACAAGUUCCGCCAUAGCAAGUUACAACCCAAGCACGUCCGAUGCCUUAGAGGAAGAGGAUUUGGAGAAACUGAAAGGUGAUGCUAUCGGCGAUACACUAUUCAGUGAACGUUUCGUCUUGUCAACGUUACUUACUGUGGCUAGUGGCAAGGAUUUGGCUGAGUAUGAAAAGGAUUUGUGUACUCUGUGGGACAUGACAAUUGAACAUGAUGUUGUCAAGCUACUUCUUGAACAUCAGACGCUGGAAUUAUUUUCAAAUGUUGUACGUUUGACGGAAGACAGACGUCUGACUGAGAUUUUAGUAGGCAUAAUCGCAAAUAUGUGUGACUAUCCACCGACAAGGAAGGAACUCUCUGAACAUGCGGAAUUCAUCGCGCCGAUCCUCGACUUAAUAUCAUGUUCAGACAAACUUACGUUAAUCCAAUUGAUGCGGUUUAUUUCGGCACUUUUAGUAUCAGAUGAGGAAAUCGAUCCGUUGAUUUGGUUCGGGUACAUAAAGGAUUCUGUGAAUUUUGUGCAAUUUUUUUCGUUCAUGUUGAGCAACUCGAUGAGUCGUCAAUUAUUAACGGAUGCACUGACUGCUAUGAACGCGUUCUGUGUGAAAUUUUCUCUAGUUGAAGAAGAAAGUGAAUCAAGUAUUGUGUUCCGAGAUUUGUUUGUACAUGAAUAUCUUGUAACUGGGCUUAUCGAGGCGUUCAAAACGCUUGCUUUAGCAAAUUCAGAUCCGGAAUUUGGUAUGUCGUCAGCUACGAGAAAAGUGAAGAAGUUUCACUCAACUUUCCUAGAUAUAAACGUGAUGCUGCUACAAUAUGAAGAACACUCCCAUCGAGCAUACGCUAGUGUUUUAACUGAAUUUCUCAAAUGUAUUACGAACAUCCUUGAACCAUUUUGUGACUCAUUGACCUUAUUUUCUGUCUCACAUCAUGAACUCGAAACAUUGGACAGUGUCAAUCAAAUAUUUGAAUUGCUAUCAUAUCCUUUUGAGGAGGAGUGUUUUAAACGGGUCAUAGAAAUUUGGGACAUUAUCGAGAGUCAACGGGGAGCCGAUCAAGAUGUGGACGACGAAUGGAGUACUGACGAUACUUGGAACGAGUUCGGAAAAGAAACUUCGACAACGCUUAUGGAACUGUUCAUGGAAGUUGCAAAAAAUGCCACGGAAGAACAAUUAACGCAGGCGUUUCAAACUAUGGACAAAUCAUUAAUAGAAAAAAUAGUGAAAUCCGAGAAUGAGGAGAAAGUGUCUGAAGAUCUUAGUGGUGUUUUCAACAAAAUCAGGAAGUUGACAACCAAUUCUACGAAAGCAGAGGCGGCACAAUAGGUUAAGGUACUGUGAAUAUUGUACUUUAUUCAUUUUUAUUAUUAAGGAUCACAUCAAUUAUUAUUAAGGAUGAUAAAUGUAAGGCCAACAUGCAAAUUAAGUUCAGAUAUAAUUAGGCAAUUCAAUAUUAUAUGAGGAUAUAUAUUCAACUUCAGGCUUGGCAAAAUAUGGGCUUUUAAGUUUGAAAAAUUGGUUGUUUCGUUACAUUAGUUUUGUACAUGUUAUAAUUAGGUUAGAGAUGUAUUUUUCUUUAUUGCAAGAAAUUCUGACUUUUAUAUUUCAUUAAGUUAAGCAAGUUAUAGUUUUCAUAUACCUGAUUGAUGAGAUUUGUUCUAUGUUCACUUCUAGGGCUUUCGCUUCUGCCAAAAAUAAGAUUUCUACUUCUUGGGAAUAGCUUUAUGGGAUCCUUGUUUCGAGUUUUGGGAAAUUCUCCAAAGUAAGAGGUUAGACGCGAUGGAAAUUAAAUUUUUCAGUGUACUAUCGAGUAGUCACUUUCUCUAAACAGUGAAUAUUUAGCUGGUUUUAGCUUAAUCCUAUUCAAUGGGUGGCUGUUACAAUUGUGUUAUCUGCUUGAUCUUCCCUGAAUUCACCCCCUUUGUGCAUAUUUCUAUCAUAUAUCUCAAUCUUGACAAUUAAGCUUUUAGCAACCUUCCCUAAAAGUGCUUCUUACGAGGGGUUUUUUAGUAAUAAGAUUUGAUAGUUUUGAAAAAUUCUGAUUUUUUGAACGUCAAUAGCUAUAUUUAUACAAAUUAUAGAAUGCUUACAAUUACAAAAUAAUAAUACUAAGGGUGAAUGGGUAUAAAACCCCUCGGAUAAAAGUGAUUCUUCUGCACAUUUAAUUAUGUAGGUAGAAAAGAAAUUAUUAUUAUAGUGACGCGCACUGAACGUUUUGUUAGUUCAGUACAUGUCUGCAUGUCAGCAGAAAAAUAUGUACACUGGGCGACAUAAUUCAUCAUUCAACUUUAUAUUCAUUUACAGUUCCUUACACUUUUUGCAAAAAUUAAUAAAGUAAUAAAAAAAAUAAUAAUUCUAAACAACAAAAGUGAUCGUACCACUAUUGUUAUUCUGAGAUAUUUGGUUGGGUCUUCUUUGGCUUCCACGACUGCUUGCAUCCGCGAUAGCACAUAUGACACAAGUUUCUGCGUAAUACUCUUUGAAGGAACGUGGUGUUUGUGUAACUACUUUUCGUGGUAGUCCCGCAAAUGCUCGAUUGGAUUUACGGCUGGAGUCUGUUUCGGUGAAUGCAGCUGCUUUGGAACAUUAUAUAGUAGCCAUUCACAUACCAUACGAGCUAUAUGCUUGGGGUCGUUGCCUUGUUAUAAAAUAUAAAUCGGAUCCAAACCCACUUUAUUGACAGACUAAUGUAAAUUGUUUUUCAAAAUAUUUAGGAAUACGUGCUGAUCCA